AUGAUCUCCAGCUCCGUGUACCACCCCAGCACCAGUGGACCAACAUCCAUCACGCCUGGGGAGUCUUCUCCACCCUUGUCAGUGGAGCAACCGGCAGAGCUACAGCGGAUGCGCCCUUACAACUGUUUGCCGGAUUUUGAUGUUGAUCACUUUGUAUCAGACUGCAGGAAACGUGUGCAGUUGGAAGAGCUCAGAGAGGAUCUGGAGCUCUAUUACAAACUCCUUAAAACUGCCAUGGUAGAACUCAUAAAUAAGGACUAUGCAGAUUUUGUUAAUCUCUCAACAAAUCUGGUUGGUAUGGACAAGGCCCUUAAUCAGCUUUCAGUACCCUUGGGACAGUUAAAGGAAGAAGUUAUGAGUCUUAAGUCAUGUGUCAGUGAAGGAAUUCAAGCAGUUGAUGACCGAAUGACUAAACAGGAAGAUAUUAGAAGAAAAAAGAUGUGUGUCCUGAGACUUAUUCAUGUUAUUCAGUCUGUUGAGAAAAUUGAGAAGAUUCUACAUUCCCAAGGCACUAAAGAAUUGUCCUCAUUAGAGGGAAACAGCCCACUUUUAACUGGACAGGUUUUAGAGAGAAUUGCCACGGAAUUUAAUCAACUGCAAUUUCAUGCAGUACAAAGCAAAGGAAUGCCCCUUUUGGACAAAGUGAGACCACGUAUAGCUGGAAUAACAGCUAUGUUGCAGCAGUCUCUGGAAGGGCUGCUCUUGGAAGGCCUUCAAACUUCAAAUGUUGACAUAAUACGUCACUGUCUUCGCACUUACGCAACAAUUGACAAAACGCGAGAUGCAGAGGCACUAGUUGGUCAAGUGCUUGUAAAACCUUAUAUAGAUGAGGUGAUUGUGGAACAGUACGUUCAGUCUCAUCCUAACGGCCUUCAGGCUAUGUACAAUAAACUGUUGGAGUUUGUUCCUCAUCAUUGCCGUCUCUUGCGUGAAGUAACAGGAGGAGCUAUUUCGAGUGAAAAAGCAGAUAUUGUUCCUGGAUAUGAUUUCUUAGUGAAUUCAGUGUGGCCAGAAAUAGUACAUGGUUUAGAAGAGAAAUUGCCAUCCCUGUUUAACCCUGGAAACCCAGAUGUGUUUCAUGAGAAGUACACAACUAGUAUGGAUUUUGUACGGAAAUUUGAACGACAGUGUGGCUCCCAGGCCAGCGUGAAACGGUUAAGAUCUCAUCCCUCUUACCACAGCUUUAACAACAAAUGGAAUUUGCCUGUAUAUUUUCAAAUACGAUUCAGAGAAAUAGCAGGAGCCUUAGAAGAAGCACUUUCAGAUACACUAGAGGAAGCCCCAGCUGGCAGCUCAUAUUGUCUUUUGGCCACUCACAUGGUCUGGAUGAGUCUUCUGAAGUGCUGGUCAGAUCAAAUGUUUUUACCGUUAUUAGCACACCGUCUGUGGAAACUUAGUCUGCAGAUUUUGGCACGCUACUCUGUGUUCAUUGGUGAGGUUUCUCAAAGGCCCAUUUCCUGUGAGAACACGAAAGAAAGCAAAAAAUCUGUGCCAGUUGGUAGAAAGGAAUCUUCUGUAAGCUUCAACCCUGGUGAGGACCAAGGGAAUGGGUCUUCUCCAGAAAGUCAGCCAUUACCUUCUAUAUCUAGUACUCAGCUGGUACAUGUUGCUGCAGAUCUGGACAAACUCCAGGAUCAGAUUCCUGACAUCUUAGAAAUGAUUAAACCAAAACUUGAAAUGAUUGGCUUCAAGAAUGUAUCUUGUAUUGCAGGAGCCUUGGAAGACUCAAAGACUUCUUUAUCAGCCUGCGUGCCUACCUUGAAUAACAGGAUUAUCCAGGAUCUCAGUGAGUCCUCCUUUGCUUACCUGAAGAGUGCACUGGAAGUUCCAAGAUUAUAUAGGAGAACCAAUAAGAAUGGUAUCUUGAAACAGUUUCCACGGCACUGGUAUUAUGAAACUGUAUCUGAUGUGCUAAGUUCUGUUAAGAAAAUGGAAGAGAGCCUAAAAAGAUUGAAGCAAGCCAGAAGAAAUGUAGCUUCAAACCCUGUUGGUACAAAUGGGGGCAUGAGUGAUGAUAACAAAAUCCGACUGCAGCUGGCCCUAGAUGUCGAGUAUUUCGGAGAACAAAUACGAAAGAUGGGACUGGAAACAAGCAGCAUAAAAAGCUUUACAGCCCUUACAGAGCUGGUUCUAACUGCCAAGGAUCAGGCUACAGCAGAGCAAUCCUAGAUAUUUUUGAAAGCAUGUGAUUUAAGAUAAACAAUGUCCCCAUAAGAAAGAGAGAGAAUUUAACUUUUCUUUAUUUCACCAAAUAAGUAGCAAUGAAGUGCUUCCUAAUGUAUCUUGAGCAACAAAUCAGUGCAUCUUCUGUCAAGACAGGCUUGUUUCACCAAAAGACUGAGAAUUUACCAUAGGUUUCCAUUAUAUGGAAAGCAAUCAAAAGUUCUAAAAUUUCUACUGUAGAAUAAAAGUGGAAGAAAAUGGUUUUUUAUUUUUGUUGUACAACUUAAAAUGUAGAAGAAUGAACUUAUAUGAUGAAAAUAAUAUGUAAUAAAUUGUCUUCCUAA
Messenger RNA from Charadrius vociferus (killdeer), 2507 nucleotides. RefSeq names its product component of oligomeric golgi complex 2 (gene COG2). The coding region runs from base 1 to 2169 and encodes 722 amino acids. The record is from RefSeq and is a predicted model, not a curated record. Gene Ontology annotation, cellular component: COG complex; membrane. Gene Ontology annotation, biological process: protein transport; Golgi organization; intra-Golgi vesicle-mediated transport. The transcript is spliced from 18 exons. NCBI's taxonomy places the organism in Eukaryota, Metazoa, Chordata, Aves, Charadriiformes, Charadriidae.